Messenger RNA from Vollenhovia emeryi, 729 nucleotides. RefSeq lists its product as uncharacterized. NCBI's taxonomy places the organism in Eukaryota, Metazoa, Arthropoda, Insecta, Hymenoptera, Formicidae. Bases 19 to 525 code for a protein of 168 amino acids. The transcript is spliced from 2 exons. The record is from RefSeq and is a predicted model, not a curated record.
CCUAACCUACACGCGCACAUGGCGCGGCGCGACGACGAGGAAACGAGGAAACCAACCGCGUCUACGUUUCCAUGGAAAUGUCGCAGCCGCGAUGCCGAGGCGCCGACGGCAUCGUCUCGCGGUCUCGCGUCUCGGUCGUGCCACGCCACGCUACGUUACGCCUACGUAAACGCACGCGUCUCUGUCGGCCCCUCGUCACACAGCGUGCGGACGGUGGUCCGGGCGGUCGUUGUGGUCGUUGUGGUCGUUGGCGCGGUCGUCAGCGGGCCAGCAGAAGGAAGGCAUAACUCGCAACACGUCCCACCACCCAGCACCACCGCCCGUAGCAGCAGCGAUGCCAGUGAUCAGAUCACCGUAAAAAAUCAAUAUAGUUCCCCACCCCGACACUCUCCCGACAGGCUGAUCAUGACAGCUCUCUCGGGAUUAAUGGCGGGUUCGCAAUGUUCGCAUGGACGUAGCCAACCAAUAGGAAAUGCACAAUCUUGCUUCAACACUAAAUGCAUAGCAAAAUUGUUGCAAAAGUGAAAUACCAUUGGUUCGAUCCAAAAGUAAGAACCAAUCAUACGUACCUCUUGCUCAGUGGCUGUUGUGACUGUUGUGAGUGUCAUCAUUAUUCGACCACUGUUUAUAACAGAGAGCGGCUUGUGACCAUUGUGACUACGAUAAUUCCACAAUAGAAAACUAAUCAAACCUAUAAUAAUGUAUCAUACGUUUGCAUGAGAGGUUUAG